Cutaneotrichosporon oleaginosum is the source of this 894-nucleotide messenger RNA. RefSeq lists its product as uncharacterized. The record is from RefSeq and is a predicted model, not a curated record. NCBI's taxonomy places the organism in Eukaryota, Fungi, Basidiomycota, Tremellomycetes, Trichosporonales, Trichosporonaceae.
AAUGACAAGGCUCACGUGCACUCCCUGUUCUCCCCGCUCGUCCAGCAUUUGCACGCAGCACCCGCGCCAGAGCAUGACCAAUUGGAUCAUUGGCUAUGCUCGGCGCUCCUCGUCCCCCUCACUCCACCCCUCGUGCUCUCCUGCUCUCUUUCUCCCUCCUUUUGCUCCCUGUUGCCGAGAUGCCGAUAAGCCAUAGCCAAAGUGCCAGGAGAUGCAGGAAAAUGCAGGACAGCAGGCAAAGCGCUCCCAAAAAUCGUGUUGGGGCCUGGGACGGUAAGCCCAUGACCCGCGCAGCAUGCAGCUCGCACGCACCUGGCCUACAGUCGGCAUCUGGCAUCUGGCAUAUGACAGCUGGCCGAUGGCAAAUUGCUCCAUGUUGGCAUGUUGCCCGGCAACCCCGACCCCGUGCUCGAUGCACGAUGCAUGAGAGGUGCGGAGUGCGCAGUUUGCACAAGCCCAACGUCGAGUCUUGUCAGGGAAACAGGACGAGGUUAGUUCCCCACCCGCAACCUGGAUGCAUGCCUGCAUGCUGCGAGAACAACGUCGCCACCCCCCUCCCCUCCCCCAACUACCCGCACCAGUCUCACCUCACGCUCCUCGCUCUUGUCUCACUCUUAGUCGCUCUCCACAGAUCCCAUUCAGUCAUUAUCUGCCACUGUCUCACUCGUUCAUUAGCAGCCACCGCCUCCGACACAUCAUCGCCACUGACGACGAUCAUCGACGUUCCACACUUGCCACACGUUCCACACGCCACACCUCAGCCAUAAGCCACCCCGUUCACUGCGGCAUAUUCCAUCCAGCUCACUCCCACUCGCAAACAACAAUAACUGCCCCCACCCAGCGCCAUCCCUGCGCACCCACUCCAUCCGCAUUUCUGCAUACAACACCGCACCG